Molecule: messenger RNA, 1137 nt
Organism: Geodia barretti
Lineage: Eukaryota; Metazoa; Porifera; Demospongiae; Tetractinellida; Geodiidae
Source: the annotation of a GenBank genome assembly
AUGUCCGGCUACUUUUUGAGUGAAGAUGAGCUGCUCCUGAAAAACACGGUGCAGGAUUUUGCGGAUAGCGAGAUCGCGCCACGGGCGGCGGGAUAUGACGAGAGCGGGGAGUUUCCGUUCGACAACUUCAAGGGGAUGUCGGACCUGGGGCUGCUGGGGCUGACGAUCGACGAGGAGUAUGGGGGCAGCGGCGGCACAUUUCGGCAGCUUGCGGUGGCGGUGGAGGAGAUUGCGCGUGCGUGCGCGGCUACAAGCACAUCGUAUAUCGCGCACCUGUCGCUAUGCGCGCAGUUCAUUCACAUGUGGGGCACGGAGGGACAGAAACGACAGUUUUUGCCUACACUUGCGAACGGGGAGCAUAUCGGUGCAUUCGCGCUGACUGAGCCGGGUUCGGGCAGCGAUGCGGGCGCGAUGCGGACUACGGCGACGCGCUCGAACGGGAGCUACCUGCUGAAUGGGAGCAAGACUUUUAUCACAAAUGCUCCGGAGGCGUCAGUGUUCGUGGUGCUUGCAACGCAUGACCGAAACCUGAAAACACGGGGGAUCGACGCGCUGAUUAUGGAAGGGGACAGCGAGGGCCUGAGCGUGAAUCCGCUGAAGGGCAAGAUGGGCAUGCGGGCGUCAUCCAUCGCGGAAGUGGUGUUCGAGGAUUGCGCGGUGUCGGAGGAGAAUCGAAUGGGCGCAGAGGGCGAGGGCUUCCGCGAGACUAUGCAGGUGCUGAACUCGAGCCGCAUAUCCAUUGCGGCGCAGUGCGUUGGGAUAGCGCAGGCUGCUUAUGAGGCUGCUGUGAGCCAUGUGAAGCAGCGCGAGCCUUUCGGGCAGAAGCUGGCGGAGUUGCAGGCGAUUCAAUGGAUGAUCGCGGAUAUGGCGACGCAGAUUGACGCGGCGCGGCUGCUAGUGAUGCGGGUUGCGUCGAUGCGCGACGCUGGGAUGCCGUUCGUCAAGGAGGCGUCAAUGGCGAAGUUGUUCGCGUCUCGGGUUGCGGUGGAGGCUGCCGACAAGUCGGUGCAGAUGCACGGCGGGUCUGGGUAUCUAGCGCCGACGCCUGCGGAGCGGUACUACCGGGACGCGAAGGUAACGGAGAUACUUCGGAAUACAGCGCUGGUCAUCGCGCGAGUAUCCUGCGAGAUGGGUUAA